CUCUGCUACUAUGUGUCAGCUCUGCUGGUCAUCACGCCGCGAACAUAUUUACUACGGAUUGCGUUUUUGCCACCGUCGUUGUGGCUGACAUACUGCGCUGGGACGAAGGUCGACGUAACCUUGGCAUACAAUGAGCCCAGACUAAAUUACUUCAACCAAGUCCAGAUAGUCAUCGCGACAUACGUUGCUAUCAGACUUUUAGAAUGGAGCUUCCAAAGAUCCCCGCUCAUUAGAUCUGAGGCUACUGGAUCCAGCUCACGGACACACUCGGCGCAAUCACGAGAGCAAGGAUCCAAUAUAACGGAAAGGCUUCGAGACGCCCUGGAUCUGGUGUGUAAUCUGCGUGGUAUAGGUUGGUCCUGGUCAAGAGGCACCUACAUACCGCCGGUUCCUCGGGCCUACCCCAAAUCUAAGGCUACAUUUGUCGGGACCACUCUUGGAUCAAGCCUGUUCCAUUUCACGGUCUUCGACUGUAUCCACUUCACCAUCCAGCUCUGGUCUCCAGAGCUCGCCGACCCGGUCGGGGCUAGCCUGUUUGACGUCGCGCUCCGUCCUGUAGAACGCUAUACGAAGGCCGCUGCUAUCUGCGUAGCCACAGGAUUCAUUGUCUGCCAUGGCCUGCAAGCGGCAUAUCACUUGGCGGCAGCCAUCGGCGUGCUCGUUUUCCAGCAGUAUCCUUCGCAGUGGCCUCCGCUGUUCGAUGAGCCUUGGAAGGCGACAUCAUUAGCCGAUUUCUGGGGCAGGCGGUGGCAUCAGUUGUUUCGCCGGGGAUUUGUUGCCGUCGGGGCCAAGCCGCUGAGCAAAAUAUUCGGCCGGGGCGGGGGCGUGCUGGGCGCUUUCUUCGCGUCGGCCCUCCUGCACGACUGGGCGACCUGGGGCAUGGGAAGGGGGGGCGAAUUCCGGACCGUAGGCCGCUUUUUCGUGAUGAUGGGCGUGGGCGUUGUGAUGGAAGGCGUGUGGCAGAGAUUUACGCUGCGCCGGGUGGGCGGUUGGCUAGGGUCGGUUUGGACUAUGCUAUGGCUGGUCGGGUGGGGUGUUGGGCUCGUCGACGCUUGGUCCCGAAGGGGCUUAGUGGCGAGCAUAUUCGUCCCGGAUAACUGGAGACCUUCCCGGGUUAUCGUGGCAGGGAUGAGCCAGAUGUUUGAUGCGACCGACACAGUAUAG
Gloeophyllum trabeum ATCC 11539 is the source of this 1164-nucleotide messenger RNA. RefSeq lists its product as uncharacterized. The record is from RefSeq and is a predicted model, not a curated record. Lineage: Eukaryota; Fungi; Basidiomycota; Agaricomycetes; Gloeophyllales; Gloeophyllaceae. The annotation marks the transcript as partial. The transcript is spliced from 2 exons. Gene Ontology annotation, biological process: lipid metabolic process.